AAGCCGGCUCCUCCUACUAAAAAGCCGGCUACCACUAAAAAACCCACUCCGAAACCGACAACUCCAAAACCGACCACUCCGAAGGCUACUACUCCGAAACCGACCACUCCAAAACCCACCACUCCAAAACCCACCACACCGAAGGCUACAACUCCAAAACCCACCACUCCAAAGCCCACCACUCCGAAACCUACCACUCCAAAACCCACCACUCCGAAACCUACAACUCCAAAGCCCACCACUCCGGAAGCUACAACUCCAAAACCCACCACUCCGAAACCUACAACUCCAAAACCCACCACUCCGGAAGCUACUACUCCAAAACCGACCACUCCAAAGCCUACCACUCCAAAACCCACCACCCCAAAACCCACCACUCCGAAACCCACCACUCCGAAGCCUACCACUCCAAAACCCACCACUCCAAAGCCGGGCUGUGGUUGCCAGCCAUGUGGACCCGGUGGCGUAGCUUGCCAAGGAUGCCCACCCCACGACAAUUUGUGCCAGGAAUUGUUAAAUGACAUCAAGAAUCUGGAUCGCAAGAUCAGGCAAUGCGUCUGUGGAGAGCCCCAGUGGAUGCUGUAAUACUAAAACACAACAAUCUGUAUUACUAAACCACCAAAACAAGCCAGCUUCAUUUAAAUCCACACAUCCUGCAGAACUGGAACUAAGAACCCGGCUGAUUGACAAGGAUAAUGUACUG
Molecule: messenger RNA, 703 nt
Organism: Drosophila suzukii
Lineage: Eukaryota; Metazoa; Arthropoda; Insecta; Diptera; Drosophilidae
Gene: Sgs3
Product: Salivary gland secretion 3
Source: RefSeq, a predicted model, not a curated record